Notechis scutatus (mainland tiger snake) is the source of this 10919-nucleotide messenger RNA. RefSeq names its product tet methylcytosine dioxygenase 3 (gene TET3). Gene Ontology annotation, molecular function: DNA 5-methylcytosine dioxygenase activity. The record is from RefSeq and is a predicted model, not a curated record. Gene Ontology annotation, cellular component: nucleus. Gene Ontology annotation, biological process: chromosomal 5-methylcytosine DNA demethylation, oxidation pathway; positive regulation of transcription by RNA polymerase II. Lineage: Eukaryota; Metazoa; Chordata; Lepidosauria; Squamata; Elapidae.
GCAUCAUGGCCCCCACAGCUGUUCGGAGAGGAGAGGGGGGGGUCUGUGUCGGUUGAGUCCCUAGACCAGGGCUGCCUCUUCGGCGACCGUCCCUUGUCUUCGCCGCCCCCUCCAUGCCCGCCUCCCCGGGCGCGCUUUCCGCCAAGCGGCUUCGGCAACCACCAGUUUGGACAGCCGUUUGGUUGAUGGACCCAAAACAGGCCACAUGGAAGAAGAGCCAUUUAGCCAUGCCGAAGAAGGAAGGUUAAGAGACGCCCUCCCCGCUGGCCUGGCCAAUGGCGAAGGGAAAGCAGCUGCUGGAGGAGGGGCCAUGCUAAUGGAUCCCGGCAUGUGGCUUGGCAGCCCGCGCGCCAAGCAAGAGGUCGCCUGCUGGGAGAGCACACCUGCUGUCCUGAGCCAGGGAGACUCUUCCAGCAGCAAUGCCAACCUGGAGGAUGCUCAAAACUUAGUGGCUUUCUCAGCAGCAGCAGAGGCUGCCAUGUCUUCACAUGGGUUGGCACCUCUCGCAUCCCCUUCCGCAUUAAGCAUGCAGCUGUAUGAAAAAUUUAACGCUGAGAUGAACCGUGAGGUAGAGGAUGGUUUGGCAAUGCCUCCUCCCAACAGCUAUCCUGGAAUUGAGGAUCUGAAUGCCCUCAAAGCUGCGCUUACUUUGGCCAAGCAAGGCAUGAAACCCCCCAACUGCAACUGUGAUGGUCCUGAGUGCCCAGACUACUUGGAAUGGCUGGAGAAGAAGAUCCAAUCAGCCACUGGAGAAGAGGAGAGCUGCGUUGCCCAGCCCUUCAGCCAAGUUCUCCAGCCCCCCUUAGACAGGGGUGCUAAUGCCAAGCAGGGACCGGCUGCAGGCGAGCAGGUGACUCUGGGCCCCCUGGAAGCCCUCCCCCUUUCUCAAAGUGCACUGAACAUUGCAAAGGAGAAGAACAUUAGUCUCCAGACGGCCAUUGCAAUCGAAGCCCUCACCCAGCUCUCCACGGUUCUUCCAGAGCCGGCCACGCAGGCUCUGCCCCCUCCUGGGAGCCCCAUGCGAAGCCCUAUGGCCUUUGGCUCCCAAGAGCAGCCUCCCCUCCUCUCAGCGCACAACCCCAGCAUGGUGCUACCUGUGUCUAGUGCUGGAAUGUGCCAGAGCCACCCCUCCAGGUCUGAGGCGAGUCACCGCUUGCUCCCAACUCCAGUGGCAUCUGCAUCCCCCUCCUGGCCACAGGGGGUGAAAUGUGCUCAGGAUGAAGCCCCCUAUUGCCUUGACCGCAGCAAUGGCCAUCUGGAACCGGAUGGUCUGUUUCCUACCUGCAACUCUACCCCCCUGAAGGCAGAGUUCGCUGAGCCACAGAGGGAAGAAACGAAGCCCAAAGUCGGAGGGUGGGACCCAAACCUCAGCCCUUCCCCAUCCUCCUUGGUCAGUGACACCAUGGCGGAGCUGGAGCAGCUGCUGGGCAGUUCCAAUGGCUGCAUGCGAUCUGUCUUCAAGCAGCCCGGAGGCAUCCCAGGCAAAGCAAGAGUGGCCAAACCAAAGCAGGAGCACCUCACCCACAAGGACGAAAACACCCCUGCUGGCUGUCACCACUCCCCCUCUUCCAGCCCACAGUUGUCCCAGCUCCUGCAGGAGAGCAGUUUCCACAAGAAAACCCAGAAGGCCUUGCAGCAGCACCUUCACCACAAGCGCAGCCUCUUCCUUGACCAGAAUGGAGCUCAUGGGGGGACGCAGGAGCUGCUGCCCCACUGGUGGGCCCCCAGGGCUCAAGCUCAGCCGCCUCCAAAGCAGCUGGAGAAGCCGGUCAAGGAGAGGAAGAAGAAGCCUGAAAACGGUGGCUCCAAGAAGCCCUUCCGCAAGCAAAUCCACAUCAAGAAGUCCAGGCAGAAGGAUUCUCAGCCCCUCUUCUUGCCCGCAAGGCAGAUCAGCCUGGAGGGCUGUCGUGCAGCUGCCACUCUCAAGUGCCCAAGAAAAGAGGUUCAACCUGAACAGCUCCUCUCUACUCCUACCAAGCUUUUGUCUCCCGCUUCCCUGGCCACCAGCCUUUCAGAGAAGUCUCCGUUGCAGAAGCUACUUGAAAAUAGAAGCCCAGCUUCCAACACUCAGGAAACCUGCCAUCCUGGCCAGGAGGAGACCCAGCGUUAUUUCCCAGGGAAUCCUGCCUGUGAAGUUGUGCCCCUAGCCAGCAACCCUGGGCCGGGCUCUGCUCCAUGCUCCUCUGCUGUGGCUUGCAGCGAUGGGCAUGAGGAAGCCUUCCACAGGACAACUCACUCAACAGCCCAUCCAUUCUUCACCCAGAAUCCUACUGCAGUGGAUGACAAGCUGGAGGAAUUUAUCAAAGAAUUUGAGACUGAGUUUGGUGAGAAUUUCACCUUUCAGAAUCCAGAUCUUCCAGCCCCACUGCUUCUCAAUGAGGGGCCUCUCCCAAUUCAGCCCCCUUCCCCCCUGCUCCCACUCUCUUCUCUGAGCCAGUCUCCAGAGCCACCAGGUGGUUUGGAGGUUGCUGUCCAGCCUUCAGCCCAGGAAGGUGCACAACCUUUGGCAGACACUCCCAAUACGGGUCUCAAAACCUCCCUCUUUCCAGGGGCCAGUCAAUCCUCAGAAGACCCCUUUGCCGUUCGAUCCCCGAAACACAUAAAAAUAGAAUCCUCUGGUGCUAUUACGGUGGUCUCCACCACAUGCUUUUACUCUGACGAAAACCAAAACACAGACCCGGCAACCCUGGAAGGAACUCCAACCAAGAGUAAAGAGCCGUUUUUGCCAACUCUCAGUGGAUUUUUGGAAUCUCCCUUGAAAUACUUGGACACCCCAACCAAAAGUUUGCUGGACACGCCUGCCAAGCGAGCUCAAGCUGAGUUCCCAACUUGUGACUGUGUGGAACAAAUAGUUGAAAAAGAUGAGGGGCCAUAUUACACUCAUCUGGGAUCUGGACCAACUGUGGCAUCCAUUAGAGAACUUAUGGAGGAACGGUAUGGCGAGAAGGGGAAAGCCAUCAGAAUUGAAAAGGUGCUCUAUACCGGGAAGGAAGGAAAGAGCUCUCGCGGCUGCCCUAUCGCAAAAUGGGUCAUCAGGAGGCACAACGUGGAGGAGAAACUGCUGUGCCUGGUGAGACACCGUACUGGCCACCACUGCCAGAAUGCCGUCAUCAUCAUCUUGAUCUUGGCUUGGGAGGGGAUCCCUCGGUCCCUGGGGGACACCCUCUACCAGGAACUCACUGACACACUCACAAAAUUUGGAAACCCUACCACUCGGCGAUGUGGGCUGAAUGAUGACCGGACCUGUGCAUGUCAAGGCAAGGAUCCCAACACCUGUGGUGCUUCCUUCUCCUUUGGCUGCUCUUGGAGCAUGUAUUUCAAUGGGUGCAAAUAUGCACGAAGCAAAACACCCAGGAAAUUCAGAUUACAGGGAGACAAUCCCAAGGAGGAAGAAGUUCUCAGAAAAAGCUUCCAGGACUUAGCUACGGAGGUUGCACCACUUUAUAAAAGACUGGCACCCCAGGCCUAUCAAAACCAGGUUGCUAAUGAGGAUGUAGCAAUAGAUUGCCGACUUGGGCUGAAAGAGGGGCGGCCUUUCUCUGGAGUGACAGCAUGCAUGGAUUUCUGUGCUCAUGCACACAAGGACCAGCACAACCUUUACAAUGGGUGCACGGUGGUGUGCACCUUGACAAAAGAAGACAAUCGCACUCCUGGGAAAAUCCCGGAAGAUGAGCAACUGCACGUUCUUCCCUUGUACAAAAUGUCCACUACAGAUGAGUUUGGCAGCGAGGAGAAUCAAGCUGCAAAAAUGGGCAGCGGGGCCAUCCAGGUCCUCACCUCCUUCCCCAGAGAGGUGAGAAAGCUUCCUGAACCAGCAAAGUCUUGCAGGCAGAGGCAGCUGGAAGCCCGGAAAGCGGCUGCUGAAAAAAAGAAAAUGCAGAAAGAGAAACUGAUUACACCUGAAAAAAUCAAGCAGGACGUCCUUGAGCUCCCGACUCUCCAACCGAAUACAGAUACAGCUUUGAAAAGUGGAUUCUCCCAGCCAUCCAUCAAAUCUUCCAUCAAGGUGGAACCUCAGAGUCAUUAUAAUGCCUUGAAGUACAAUGGGAAUGCGGUGGUGGAGAGCUACUCAGUACUUGGCAAUUGCAGACCCUCUGACCCAUACAGCAUGAAUAGUGUUUACUCUUACCAUUCAUACUAUGCACAACCUAACCUGCCUUCCAUGAAUGGGUUGCAUUCAAAGUUCUCUCUUCCAUCUUUCGGGUAUUAUGGAUUUUCCAGCAACCAUAUGUUCCACUCCCAGUUUUUGAAUUAUGGUGAGAACAAGAAUGCACCCUGGAUAAGCAGCCCCUACGAGACGAAGCCUGACGUCCAAAACUUACAAGAUAAUUUGAGCCAUGCUUACAGAAAUACUGAACUACUGGAUGACAUACCAGCCACCGUACGGAGCAAAAAUCACCAUCAGCGCACCUACGAGAAAGCCAGCAGACAUACAAGCAAGAACCCAGCUGUGCCCCAGAGCUGUCACUCAGUCCCUGCAGAAGCCUUGUCAUUUGCACAAAACACAAACUAUUUCAGCAACCGAACAAUCAAGCAAGAACCAAUUGAUUCCUUGGCUCACCCGGAGUCCCUUUCUCAAUCACCUGCUCUCAAUGGCCUGAAUUCAAACUUGAGCCCAUCUGAUUUAUUCAGGUUAUCUCAGAAUGGUGGUCCAGAGCAACAAUGGAGCCCUUAUAAAGUCAACAGAAAUCAGUCCCAACCUGAGAGAAAUAGUAAUGCUGAAACCUCGUGGAACAUGUUUACACCAAAUGACAGUGUCAGCAUGCUUAAUGCAAGAACCCAGAAUAAAUCAAAUUUGUUUGGUUCCCAUUCAAAUGUUAGCAGGUUAUCACAAUCCUGCCUUAUGGAGAAGCAGUGGAAUUUGUUUCCUGGGGAGGGGCAGAAUCUGUCACCUAGCCCUGAUAUACUAGGGAAAUCAUGGAGCCCUUGCAAAGUUGAUGAAAGCCCAUCGCUGUUUUCUGCCAACUCAGAUCUUCAGGAGAAAGCCUGGGGUCUCAGACAAUUGAACUACAGUUCCAUCAAAGGAAGCUCCAGGCUUCAAGAUGAACUUUGGCAUUCUAGUAAAGGAGAGGAGAGGAGAACUCCAACACCAAACGCAGGUUUACAGAGCAGAUCAUGGACUUCCUUUGCGUCAUUGCCCUCUACAACCUCAAGUGUUUGCGGGGAGAAGCCCCCAUUUGCUUCCUUGAGAGAAGAAGGAAGUGCGUCAUUGCUGGGGGCUGAAAGACCCUGGGAUUCCUUUAGUUUGGAUGACAGCAUGGAAGAAACACCCGAGAAGAACAUCAAGGAGGAAGAGGAGGAGGAAGAGGAAGAGGUCUGGUCAGACAGCGAACACAACUUUUUGGAUGAAAACAUUGGAGGGGUGGCAGUAGCUCCAGCCCAUGGCUCCAUCCUCAUUGAGUGUGCAAGGCGAGAGCUGCAUGCCACCACCCCACUGAAGAAACCAAACCGAUGUCACCCCACACGCAUCUCUCUGGUAUUCUACCAGCACAAGAACUUGAACCAGCCCAAUCACGGACUUGCCCUUUGGGAAGCAAAAAUGAAACAGCUGGCAGAAAGGGCAAGGGCAAGGCAAGAGGAGGCAGCCAGGCUUGGCCUUCAGCAAGACAUCAAAAGCCUUGGCAAGAAGCGGAAGUGGGGAGGCAACUUGGCCCUCGAGCCCCAACAGGAGAAGAAAGACUUGGUCCCAAAGAGGCAGGCCUUGGCCAUUCCCACCAACUCGGCAGUCACAGUGUCCUCUUACGCUUACACCAAGGUAACAGGGCCGUACAGCCGCUGGAUAUGAGAAGAGGACAGCUCUCCGGGGCCACUUUACCUCAAUGCGGGCAGCACUCAAAGGCGGUGCUGGUCUGUGGUGCUUUUUCCUUUGGAGAGAAACAGAAUAUCAAGCCAGGUGUGAAGUUUCUCUACUGUCACUUGGGAGUUGAGUUAAAGAAACUUAUUGCUGUCAACCUUUUUUCAGUAAUCUAGUAUUUAUAUCUUUGCAUUUUAAACCUGUACAUCACAGUAACGACAAAAGAAGUUUAUAGUGUCCUUUUAAAAAGGACAGCUUUUUAAUUCCAUGUCCAAUACUUAUGUAUGUUGGAUUUUUAACUGCAAUUAUUACAACUCUGAAGCAGAUUAUGUGAUUCAUAAAAAGGCAACACCCCACAACAAACCAGGUACAAAUUUGCACCUGUUGGGGCUAGUAUAUAACUUCCUUUGAAGACCACCCAGAAACACGAGUUUCCAAUUCAAUCAAAGGACUGUUUGAAUAGAGUUCAGUGGUUGAUGCAUGUGGUUUCUUACUGAUUCAGUAGGUCCCGGUGGCUGGGAAGAUACGGAGAGAAGGCCUAUGCCAUUGCAGAUAAGCAACCGUGUCCUGCUCAGUUGUCUGAACAAUGUUUAAAACGGUUCACUUGACAUUGCUUUCUCUGCUUCAGAUCUCGGUAGGAUGAGCUGGACCCUUACUAGUCUUCUACCAGAUCCCAAACAGUACCAUAAAUAGUAAAGCUUGAGCAUAAAAAAAGGAAGGAAAACAGGACUAUGAGAUCUACCAGCAGAUACAUUUUGCUUUUGUAAAUUUCAAGGCACAUUUUAUCUCUAUCAUCAGGUAAAAGAAAAAGAUAGUGAUUUACACCGCAGGCAGUAUUUUACUGCUCCAUUUUAAAUAAUUUAUUCAGUGAGUCCAGUUUAAUUUGGAAGGAGAAAAAGUUUUUAAAAUGAAGUUCUCACGGAGAAGGGGGGAAAGGAAAUGGAAGUGGAAGGCAAGAAAAAUCCAGGGAAAGCCAACUUAGGUAAAAUAAUCGUUGGCAUCUUGAUUUCUUGCUCGAUAUUCUGCGAGAUGAAUGAAACUCCAUUGUAAGGACAUUUCUUUUUUUCUUUUGUUAGCAGUGCUAUUUAACCUAACUUUUAAGUUUGCAGUACUGUACAAUAUAAUUAUGCUAAUUUCCUGGGAUGGGGAACUAGUUAUGCUUAUAGUGACAAGCAAUGCUAAUAAUAAAUGGCAGCUUAAACUACUGUAUCUUUAAGAAACCACUCUACAUUACCUUCAGUGGGCAAAUAGAUAACCUCUUUUUUUUUUCUUUUUAUCAUGUCUGGUGCAGUCGGAUUAAAAGGGGGACUUCUUACUGUAUUUUCCAGUGGUGCAGGCUUACCAAAUUAAGAUAGUUCCCCUUACAAAAUUUGUCCUAAAAUAUACACAAACUUAUUGUAAGAUUUAUUUUACUUUGCCGCCUUUGAGAGGAAAGGAGAUGUAAACUUAUGUGGUAACUAAUUCAGUAUAGCAUAGCUGGUGCUUUGAAAAUGUUGAAUCCAGUGUUUAAAACUGAUCUAUUCUUCUUAGCCUUCUUUCUCUUAAUAAGAUGCCUGAUCUACAUAGGUGGCUACAGAUCUCUGGAGCUAGACAUCCCUUGGCCGAAAGUGAUGGUGGGAGAGCAGCCUUCCUAAAUUAGAAUGGAAUUCAGUUCAGUCCGGUCUCAUCAUUUUACUUAAACUACAUAAAAAAUAGCUUUGGGCAUUUCAUUUGUUUUAAUGAUAGAAGUAUAAAUGUUUUAAAUUGCCUGUCACGAAUAAGUGGAUCUUUGUAAGGUUUUUCUUCAAAUCAUUUGAAUUUCACCCUUUACUAGAAAAGCUCUGAGCUAGAGCUAUUUGCCUAGCUAGUUUUAAAUGCUCCCACCGAAUCUGUGUGGAAAAUACCCACUGAACUCCAUGGAAAUUGGAGAUGGGAGCUCUCAAUCCUGGAGGUGGCACCUUCGGAACAUUUCCACACCCUCUUUUGUGCCAUCUUCAGAUUGGGUGGUGGCAACCCUCGCGAUAAAUUUAGGAAUCCUUGCCACCUUUUACUACGGGUCUUUCUGUAGAAAAAUGGAGAUCUCACUCCUUCACCAGAGUAGAUCCCCACUGGCUUUAAUAAGCCAACAUGAGUGGUUUCUCAGUGGUGCAGAAGGCAGAAGAAUCAAACCUGUUCAAGAUCCCCUUCUGAACUUAACCGGUGCCUUUUGAGAAAAGAUGGCUUGCAGAUUCAACUCUGUACAUAGCAUUUGUUUACUAGGAAACUUUCUCAGUCCUUGCACCUCGCAACAGGAGUAACGGGGGGGGGGGGGGGGGGGGGGGAAUCACUGUAGAGCAUCCUGUGUGUUUUAUGUGGUUCUGAUUUUAAACUGUAAAUAGCAAAAAAAAAAUUAAAAUUAAAAAGCACUUUCACCAAGAUUUAAAAGAAAGAGAUACCCAAUAACUUGAAGAACAGUAUGUUUUAAAACAGAUUAUUGCGGGAGAAAUGUAAAUAGAAACAAAAUAUUUAACAAGCUUUUCCGUCCUUAAUUUCUUUUGUUUACUAUAUUCUGUAAAAUUGCUUACAUUUUGCAAGAAGAAUCAAUGAAUUAUAAUUGAUUUUGUAUGCAUACCUAUGAGCAUAUCCUAGCUGUUAAGAAUGAUUCCAAGGCAGAUUUAUAGGAAAUGUUCUGAGUGUCAUAGGAUUAUACUGGCACCAGCCACUAAUUUUCCACUGGUGUCGAUCUGCCAGGUUUCAGGGCAUCUGCACCAGAGACUCAAUUAAACCCAAAGUAAAAAUGUUGGUUGAUCAUUUGUUCAGAAUUGUAUCACUUCAGAGUCCAGGUGCAGGGAACUACAGUUUUAGAGCCGCUUUGUUUCAAAUCAAGAUGCUUGGCAGAAGGGGAAGUAUUGAGAAGAGGUUGCUUUCAAGCAAAGGAAAUAAACUGGUCGUUGCAGUCCGUAAUGGUUCCAUCUAGAAGCCCCUCUGGACAACCACUCCCCAGACACCAUUUCUCUGCCUUGUUAGGCCAACUUCAUGCCUGUCUGGCAUUGAUGGUUAUGAGGUGGAUCUAUUAACUAGAAAAGAAUCUCUUCCGCCCCAAUAUUUUGUAUGGUUUGUUUAAGUGUAUGUAAAUUCCUUGGUUUAGUGUCUUAUUUGGUAAAUGUUGCUGGGGUGACCUGAAAGCUUCACUUAGAUUAUUUUAGAGAACAAGGAUUUGUAAAAGUGUAUGGAAAAGAAGGGGCUCCAAUAUAUCUGACUUGUUGAAAUAAUGUUAUUCAACUUCUGUCUUUGGAACUGUCCAGCCUUGAGAGUAUAAUUUUCUGAGCUGGAAAUGUUGUCCUUUGGAUCUUUCACCAAAGGAGGGUUCCAUGUUCCGAGUCUUCAAAAACCAGGAACUACCUGAGGGUCAAAAGGUGUUGAGCUGGUAGUUCCCUAUUUGGUCCAGAUCAGUUUAUACAGAGAAAGGGAGAAAUGCAAAGGUCGGCUCCUCAACCUGUUUUAUUUUCACCAAUAAUCAAAAAGGACCAAAUUAUGUUCUUCCUUCAAACUUGUGCAACUCCAAAGCAAGUUAAACUGGAAUCACUAGUUUUUACUGAAAUAGCAUACCUUUUAAAGGCCUGAAUGACUGUGGUACAAAUAUGAAGAAAUCUGGUCAGAAGUCAGUGUUAAAUCUAUAGAAUGUGAAUGCCAUCAAAAUUUGGCACAUUUGUUAUUUACUGCAGUUCAAAAUCACAAAGUAAACAUGGACAAUACAAAAUACAAAUAAAAAACACAGAAAACAGAAUUACCAUGGAUUUCAUGGUUGAUUAUACUUUUUCACAUGCCUAAUUUAACAUAAAGAUGUUUUAAGUAAAAACAAGACUGAUCCCAGAUAAAUUUAUGUUUUUAAUGCAAAAAGCCAGCUGCAGUCUGAGGUUGUUUUCAUGCUAUAUAUAAAACCUACCUCGUAUCUCAGUUGUGAAAAAAAGUUUGAUUCAGAAUUACAUGUGAAAGAUAGAUCUAUGCACGGGAUUCUCUGCUUUAGCUUUGUGUUUAGAAGUUAGAAAUUCUUGUCAUUGGCUCUGUCAUUUUCUUCUGGUUUGUACAAUUCAGAAAAUUGUAUGACGUGCUUUAUUUGUAUUUAGAAGUGUAUGGGUAAAUGGCAUCUGAAGGCUCAAAGAUAUUUUUACACAUGCACGCACGCACGCACCCCAGUCCUGAGAUCUUAAAGUAAUUUCUUGGGAAGUCGAACUCAACUCACAAGGAGAUCUGUAGGGCUAACAGUGCUAUUAAUUUCUUUCAGUAAGCUUGGUGAGCACUGCCAGUUUGCACUGGUGACUGAAUAGCCUAAGACGUAGGAAGUCAAGGUGCUAGGCACCCUGGUCAUUGCAUUGUCUUCUCUAAAAGCAUGAACAAUUGCUCCAAGCACUGUCUUUUGAACGGACGCGUUAAGUGUAGCUGAACAUUCAUAAAUCAACAGCAAAAUAAAUAAAUAUAAUACUGAAAUGUAUUUGAGGAGGUGUAAUGAUGAGCUUAACCCUGGUGCUAUAAAUGAAAAAAAUCCACAAUCCCUGGAAAAAUUCUUGAAACAUUGAAUUGUGUUGCACAUGAAGACUUGGCUAGUUCUCACUGACUUCUCUGGGAGGAGGUUGUUUGGCUAUAGGACAUAGUCUCUGCUUUGGGCACUUGAAUAUCUUUUUGUCAAAUCAGGAGUUGUUCCUGUCAGUCAUUGUUUAUGCACAAAGCAUGGAAGGGUCAAGUGGUAGAUGAUGAGCAUUUGUCAUAAUUCCUUUACCAGUUUUUCAGCUUGACUGUUGGUCUGUAAAACUUGUUACAAUCUUUUCAUGGGCGUGUGUCUCCUUGUUGCUGCUCUGUGAUAAGUAGGCAGCUAAGAAGCUUCAAAAGAAGACAUCACAGUGCAUGCCUUCCUUGCCCAACAUGUGCCCCCCCCCCCCCCGCUCCCCCAUGUGCACGGAUUCCAUUACCUUCAAGUGAGUGGGGAAGACUGGGAAGGCUCCCACUUGCCUAGGCUAAGCUCCCACUCAACUAAAGGCAAACAAGGAAGAAACAAAAAAUAUUCUGAGAUAAUACAGCUGAUGGUGCAUAACGCCAGAAUGUGCUUUGUAGGCUCAUUCAAAGGCAUAUUUUUAAUCAACUAAAAUCUUGUAAUAAAAAGGUGCUACCU